GGUCCUUCUGGAGGAUGGGAACCAGCCACUACCGUUUCCAAACGCCCGGUAUCCGGGUAAGAUGGCGGCCGUAGAACAGUGCUCGCUCUCAGCUCAAUGGCGCCCGGUUUCCCUCACUCACGUUGAAUACCCUGCAGGAGAUGUCUAUGGGCAGCUGUUGGCCUACCUCAGCCUGGGACCAGUCGUCAUCCUCAUCAGUUUUGUGACUCUCAUUAUAUUCAAGAGAGAACUUCACACGAUUUCUUUUCUGGGGGGUCUGGUAAUGAAUGAAGGCGUAAACUGGGUAAUUAAGAACAUAGUAAGAGAGCCGCGUCCAUGUGAAGGAAUGCACACAACAGUCACCACAGAGUAUGGGUUGCCUUCAAGUCAUUCACAGUUCAUGUGGUUCUUCUCUGUGUAUUCAUUCCUCUUCCUAUACUUAAGGAUGCACCAGACAAACAACGCUCGGUUCUUGGACUUGCUGUGGCGCCACGUACUGUCACUUUGUCUCUUGACGGCAGCAAGUCUAGUCUCAUAUAGCCGAGUGUAUCUAAUGUAUCACAGCUGGAGCCAGGUCACGUAUGGAGCUGUGGCAGGAAGUAUCUUGGCUAUAGCUUGGUUUGCCAUCACCCAGGAGAUUCUUACCCCGUUGUUCCCUAGAAUCGCAUCCUGGCCAGUCUCAGAAUUUUUUCUCAUUCGUGACACCAGUCUAAUUCCCAACAUCUUGUGGUUUGAAUACACAGUCACUCGGUCAGAAGCCAGAAGCAGACAACGCAAACUCGGUACAAAGCUGCAGUGAAUCUCAGACCAAGAAACUGACAGGGUUGGGGUAUGACGGCGGUAGGAUCCAUACUAUUCUGGCAGUCCAAAGGAACUGAAGCCAGUGCAGCCCACGGCGCACUGAAGAACAUUUAAAACUGACGGACCAAAAACUGGGAGCGAGAACGAGAGAGGCCUUCUACUUGGUUUACAAUGCCUGUCUUGCCAGCGGCCGCCCUCUGCAUGUCAGGACCGGGGUCGACCAAUGCACGCUUGUCCGCCAGUCCCUCUCCGAGACGGAUUGAUGGGAAUUUGCAAGAGUUAAGGUUGUUCCUCCCCCAACACUUCUAUCAAAGAAAAUCCAUUCUUCUAGCAAAAACAGGCCCCUUUUUUAUGGCAUGAACGUCCGCCUUUUAUUUAUUUAUAGAUAUUUUUUAACAAAUCCACAGAAGCUAAUAAGUGUAGGGUGGAAUAUGCUGUAAAUGGCGGCGAUUUAUUAUUUUAUUUUUUGGGGGGGGGGGAGGUGAUGGAGGGGCUCUAGGACUUGCUGUCCUUCAUCUACAAGCGAGGCACUUAACCCCUUGCGCUUUAACAGGCUAAGCUUGGUUGCCGAUUUAAUAAUACCGCCCCCUCCCUUCCCCCAUGGGCUUCAGCUAUGCUCCCCGAGGUGCCUAUUGAUGACUGAUGGUUGGAGGGCUUAAAGCAAUUCCUGUUGCACUUUUUGAACAAGGUUUUUUUCGAUUUAAGGACUACAAAUAACCCUUUUAACACUAGUGAUUUUUUUUUUUUUUUUGUUUGUGUGAAAAUUGUGAAAGUGGGUGGAAAACGGGAUUAUGUCCUUGCUAAUUUGAUACUCGUCUUACCCCCAUGGAGAGGAUGAUUUUAUUUUUUUUGCAGUAACCGAGGAGCCGGUUUACUCUGUAGCCUCCCAUGUGGUCCCUCUUUGACCUUUCAUUCAAUACAGCUUUACCCUUGGAGCCACCAAUUAUGGAAUUGCCUUUUGAGCGAUUUUUCUAACGUGUAGCAAUUGCACUGGCAGCAAUAGGGAAAAUUUUAGUUUUUGUGUUCUGUGGGCCUUAUCCAGGCUAUUCUCCCUAUACAGCGUUGGGGGCUCUCUGCGUGUUAAAACUACAACUCUGUCAGGGGUAUGCUGGGAGCUGUAGUUUCACAACGUUGGAGAUAACUGAUGUGAAGAAUACAGACUGCCGCUAGCGACACCUGUAUUAUGCUCUUGCUUUGAAGGAAAGAGAUCUGGGUAAUUUAUUAGGAGUAAAGAUCGUUUUACGUUUGGAGAAACCUGAUGGUGGUUGUCCAGAAUUAAAGGGCAUCUGUCAGCAGUUUUGUACCUAUGACACCGGCUGACCUGUUACAUGUGCACUUGGCAGCUGAAGGCAUCUGUGUUGGUCCCAUGUUCCUAUGUGCCCGCAUUGCUGAG
Messenger RNA from Bufo bufo (common toad), 2173 nucleotides. RefSeq names its product dolichyldiphosphatase 1 (gene DOLPP1). The transcript has 8 exons. Gene Ontology annotation, molecular function: dolichyldiphosphatase activity. Gene Ontology annotation, biological process: lipid biosynthetic process; protein N-linked glycosylation. Bases 62 to 778 code for a protein of 238 amino acids. Lineage: Eukaryota; Metazoa; Chordata; Amphibia; Anura; Bufonidae. Gene Ontology annotation, cellular component: endoplasmic reticulum membrane; intracellular membrane-bounded organelle. The record is from RefSeq and is a predicted model, not a curated record.